UUUUGUGGUCAGGUCAACGAUUUGUCACUCUUUAGCGAUCUCCAACUUUUCAUAAAUACCUAAAAAGCGUAAACUCGGUCUACUAAGAAUCAUUGCGUACCGAGGACAGGAGAAAUCGUGCUCGGGCGGGAGCCACGAUCAUGGAACAGCAAACCCAAUCUCCGAGAGCUAUGAUUUGUCGCCGGGUUGUCGACUCCGAUGGAGUCGCGAGACUUGUCCUAGAGCCGGUGGACAAAGCCGAAGUCAAACCCCAGCCAGCCGAGUCCGUCGCUGAAGUUCCGCAGACGAUCGAACCGGGGCCUGAGGAAACCAAAGCAGAGAGUUCUCUCAGCAAGCCCCAGAAGCCAUAUAUUUCAUGCGAAAAGUGUGGUAAGAAAUUCUUCGUGACAGACACCACCUAUAAACGAACGCCGAAGGAGCGACUCAGUCUUCAUAUUAUCACCGAACACAAUCGGGAACGACUCUACCAAUGCCCUUACGAUGGAUGUUUCAAGGCCUACAAUACGGUGAAGUUACUCCAGCAGCAUAAAACGGUCCAUACGAACAAGAAGAGGCAUUCCUGUGGUCAAUGCUCGAAACAAUUUCACCGGAAAACUCAUCUCUUGGCACAUAUGAGACGCCAUUCCGCCAAUCCCGAGUUUAAACCGAGGGCCAGUCGGAGGAAGCUGAACCCGUAUAUCCAGUUUCAGAAAAAGAAAGAAGCAGCUCGCCAAGAAUGGGACGACGCUGAGCUACCGAAUGUAAACGAGCCGGUCGUGACAGAGGAGGAACUGGAGGAACUGCGCCGUCGACAGGCCGAGAUGGUUGAGGAAGAGGUCGCAAAAACCUUCCCCUUCAGGGCCGACGAUUUGGAAGAAGGAUACGAGGACGAAGAAGAGCUGGACGAGUGCUGA
Molecule: messenger RNA, 893 nt
Organism: Galendromus occidentalis (western predatory mite)
Lineage: Eukaryota; Metazoa; Arthropoda; Arachnida; Mesostigmata; Phytoseiidae
Product: zinc finger protein 493
Exons: 5
Coding region: 141-893 (250 amino acids)
Biological process (GO): regulation of transcription by RNA polymerase II
Cellular component (GO): nucleus
Molecular function (GO): RNA polymerase II cis-regulatory region sequence-specific DNA binding; DNA-binding transcription factor activity, RNA polymerase II-specific
Source: RefSeq, a predicted model, not a curated record